AGAAAAAGAAUUAUCUCACAAGGAUUUUAAGGCAGCCACCAUUAAAAUGCUUCAACAGGCAAUUACCAACACGUUGGAAACAAAUGAAAAAAACAGAAAGCCUGAGUAAAGAAAGUCUCAGCAAAGAAAUACAGAAUGUAAAUAAUUAAAUUACAAAACCAAAAUUACGAUAACUGAAAUCAAUGUCAGUGGAUGGGUUCAAUAGCAGAAUGGAUGUGACAGAAGAAGGAAUCAGUGUACUAAAAAUAAAACAGAAAUUUGCCAGUCUGAACAAUAGGAAGAAAACAAACUAAAAAAACAAACAGAACUUUGGUGACUCGUGAAACUAUAAUAAAAGAUGAAUAUUCAUGUCAUCAGAGUCUCAAAAGGAAAGGAGAAAAAGGACAGAAAAAUAAUUUGAAAAAAUAUGAACUGAAAAGUUCUCAAAAGACAUAAACCUACAGAUUCAAGAAGCCAAGUAAACCCCAAACAGUGUAAACCCCAAAUCAAUCCAGGCCAAAACACAUCAAAGUCAAACUUCUGAAAACUGAAGACAUAGAAAAAAUCUUGAAAGCAGCAACAGAAAAACAACAUUUUCCCUAGAGGGGAAAAACAGUUUAAUGACAGUAAAUUUCUCAUUAAAAACCACGGAAGCCAGAAGGAACUGGCAGGAUAUCUUUCAGGUGCUAGGAGAAAAGGCUUGUUAACUCAUGAGUUCUUUAACCAGCAAAAAUAUCCUGCAGAAAUGAAGGAAAAAAUAAAAAUAUUUAUAGAGAAAGGAGAAUUUCUCACUAGCAGAUCUGCUCUAAAAGAAUAAAGAAAAUUCUCUAAACAGAAAGGAAAUGAAAAAAGAUCUCGGAUAAUCCAGGAAUCGUGGAUAAUGAGGAAGGAAGGAUGACAGAAGGAGGAAAAAUAUGUAUAAACACAACAGAUUCCUAUUCCACUUGAGUUCUCCAAAUUAUGUUUGACUGUUGAAGCAAAAAUUAUAAUGCUGUAUGAUAUGGUUCGAAAUGUAUGUAAAGAAAAUAAAACCAUUAAUACACAUAAAAAUAUAUAUAAACAUGCAUGUAAUAUACACAUAUACGUAUAUUAGAAACAUAUAAAAAUGUUAAGAUAAUUAAAUGGGGGGGACUAAAGGGAGCAAAAGUUUCUAUACUUUACUGGAAGUGAUAAAAUGUAGCAUCACCAAGUAGCACUGUAGUCCAGCCGACUAUGACUUGUUACAUACAAAAUGUAGUAUCUAGAGUAAGGACAAAAAGGCCAUACAAAAAGAUAUACUUUAAAACACUGAAUUCUAAAAGGUAUUCAAGUAACCUGCAGGAAAGCCAGAAAAACAAACAAACUGUGACACAUCCAUACCAUGGAAAACUAACUAUAUCAGCAAUAAACAGGAAUGAUUCUUGACAUCUCAACUUAGAUGGAUCUCAAGGGCAUUAUGCUGAGUAAAAAAAGCCAAUCUCAAAGAUUUUAUACUACAUGAUUCCAUUUAUAUAACAUUCUCAAAAUGACAAAAUUAUAGAGAUGGUUACCAAGGGUGAGGGAUGGUGAAAGGGAGUGGGUGUGUGUGUGACUAUAAAGAGGCAGCACAGGGAUGUCAUUGGGUUAAGGAAUUCUGUAUCUUGGUUGCAGUGUUGGUUACAUGAAUCUACACAUGUGAUAAAAUACCAAAGAACGAUAUACUACUCGCUUUACACCAAUGUCAAUGUACUGGUUUUAAUAUUGUUCUAUAGUUACAUAAGAUGGAACUAAUAGGGGAAACUCGGUGAAUGGUACAGUAAAUAUGGUACUUCUCUGUACUAUGUUUUCAAAUUCAUGUGAAUUUAUAAUUAUUUCAAAAUAAAAAGUUUAAAAAGUGAAUUAAUUCUGUGAAUUAUUUAAGAGCUCACUAAUAGGAUCACCAUACCUGUAAGUAAAUAUUUUUGUUCUGUCUAAUAGAAAAAAAUUAUAGCAACUUUAUUCAUAACAGAUAAAAACUGGAAUUAAGAAACCAAUCUGAAAAGGCAGCAUAGUGUAUGAUUCCAACUAUAUGACAUUCUGAAAAAGUUAAAACCAUGGAGAGAGUAAAAGGUUCAGUGGGUUGCCAGGGGCUGGAGAAGGAAAAGGGAUGAAUAGGCAGAAUGCACAGGAUUUUUAGGGCAGUGAAAAUACUCUAUAUGAUACUAGAAUGGUGGACAGCUGUCAUUAUGCAUUUAUCCAAACCCAUAGAAUGUACAAUACCAAGAGUGAACCCUAAUGUAAACUAUGGGCUUGGGGUGAUUAUGAUGUCUCAAUGAAGGUUCAUCAAUUGUAGCAAAUCUACCAUUCUGGUGGGGAUGUUGAUAAUAGGGAAUGCUAUACGCUCGUGGGCACGAGGGUACGUGGGAUAUCUCUGUAUCUUUUUCUCAGUUUUGAUGUUGAACCUAAAAUUGCUCUAAAAAAAUGAAGUCUUUUGAAGAAACACUGGAAACGAAAUGUUCAUGAACAGGUGAUUAAGUACAUUGUGAUAUAGUCAUACAAUGGAAUACUACUCAGCAAUUAAAAGAAUGAACUACUAAUACACACAACAUAUGAAUUUCAAAAAAUUAAGCUGAGAGAAAGAAGCUAGAUUCAAAAGAGUACAUAAUAAUUCAAUUUAUAGGAGCAGUGUGAAGAAGAAGCAGGGAGAACGACCCCCAGACUGACCAAAGCCCACAUAACGCACCUAUGUCCUACCACAUCGCCAGCACCAUGCCCAAGAGAAAGGCUGAAGGGGAUGCUAAAGGAGAUAAAGCCAAAGUGAGGGACAAACCACAGAGAAGAUCUGCAAGGUUGUCUACUAAACCUGCUCCUCCAAAGCCAGAGACCAAGCCUAAAAAGGUCCCUGCAAAGAAUGGAGAGAAGGUACUCAAAGGAGAAACGGGAAAAGCUGACACUGGCAAGGAGGGGAAUAAGCCUGCAGAAAAUGGAGAUGCCAAAACAGACCAGGCACAGAAAGGUGAGGGUGCUGGAGAUGCCAAGUGAAGCACGUGCAUUUUUGAUAACUGUGUACUUCUGGUGACUAUACAGUUUGAAAUACUAUUUUUAUCAAGUUUUAUAA
Molecule: messenger RNA, 3034 nt
Organism: Pan troglodytes (chimpanzee)
Lineage: Eukaryota; Metazoa; Chordata; Mammalia; Primates; Hominidae
Product: non-histone chromosomal protein HMG-17-like
Exons: 1
Coding region: 2662-2958 (98 amino acids)
Biological process (GO): chromatin organization
Cellular component (GO): chromatin; nucleus
Molecular function (GO): nucleosomal DNA binding
Source: RefSeq, a predicted model, not a curated record